AAACUAACUCCGCUCAGUUUACGGUUUCAAUCUAUCAACUGAUGGAUUCGCGUAAGAUUCGGUAGUCACUUAUCGUCGUCGUAUCGCACAUUCGAAACAAAAUCAUGUUUACUAAAAACAAAAAAGCAUCCAAAAUGGAACAUCAAUUAAGAAUUUUCAUGAUACUGCUGAUAGCGCUGCAUUCAGUUCACGCUUUAGAGAUUGAACAUCCACACAGUUAUUCGCUGUUCAAGCGCGGUGCCGUCUUAGGUGAUAUGACAUACAGUUACGCAGCUACCGACAUGGGAUCAGCUGACGGAGGUCGAGUCAAAACGUUAACUGUCAUCAAGAAUUAUUCUGUACCCAAACCGAUCAGCACGAUGUUCAGCGAUCGAACCGAGACAAUAUUGGAAACGUAUGAUCUUACCGGUGGCAAGAAACCUCAACACGUCCAAUAUUGGCCACCAGAUGAGACCAACAAAAUGAAAACAACUACCGUUAAACAACCAACAUUUGAAAUUCCACCUGAAAUCCAAGAAUUUCCUCAAGAGGAUUUCAAACACCCGGCAGAAAUAUUGGAAAUAGUCAAAAGUGCUGCGAAGACCCAAAGCAAGUUGAUGCGUGGUCCUUCUGGGCCUGAUACAGGUCCUGUUGUGUUUCCUCCAGAUGCUCAAAUGACUAAGAAAAGAAAUAAUGGAGUCAUAAGCGUCGCUAAAGAAUACACAAGUGUUUUAACUACCGAUACUAAAACUCGCAGCAAAACCAAAACACCUGCAAAGCUUAACACUAGAGUAGAAACACCCAAAAUAAGACAAAAACCUACCAAAAAUUCUUACUACGACACUUUCGAUCCUAGCUCUCUUAAUGAGAAUGAUUUUAAACAAACGGAGUACGAAUUUUCUCCCGAAUCUCAAACAUAUAUCAUGAAAGAAAUUUCUAAGGCACCUGUUGAAAUUGCAAAGAAAAUUAAAAAUACACCGUACGCCUACAAAGAUCCUUCGGCUCCAUCAUAUACGAUUGAUUUCAAGCUGUACAGCACUAACGAAACCACGCCAGAGCUGUUAUUCUCCGAACUGGCCAACGCUGUGGCCACCCGGAACGUUUCCAUGAUUAAAAACCUUGCCGAGCAGCUGGAAGAACCUUUGGAAAUACCUCGCUUUGAAUCAUUCAAAACGGCUGGCUUCAUUCCGCUUUCCUACGAUUUCCCGUCCAGGGAAGCUAACAACAAAAAGACAACCACGUCGGCACCAGAACCAGUAAGCAAUAUCGACAGUCAGGAUCUUUCUGAGGAAAUAGUAUACGGUAGCAGCACCACUGCUGAAGCGACGGAAUCUCUGGAAGCAUCCACAACUACAACAACCAAAAAACCCUACAAAUAUAUUGCUCCGAGGUUGCGAAAUGCCAUGAAACGGUUUUCCUCGAGAAAGCAAUGAAACAAAUUGUUUCGUCGAAAUAAAUCUAUUUAUAUUUGUUCUGUUGGUUAAUAAAAUGUUUCGAAAAACUGA
Uranotaenia lowii is the source of this 1484-nucleotide messenger RNA. RefSeq lists its product as uncharacterized. The transcript has 2 exons. The record is from RefSeq and is a predicted model, not a curated record. The coding region runs from base 105 to 1412 and encodes 435 amino acids. NCBI's taxonomy places the organism in Eukaryota, Metazoa, Arthropoda, Insecta, Diptera, Culicidae.